UUCUCUGUUUUUAUUGCAAAAAUUUUAAUGAUUAAAUUUUGUUUGCAUCAUAAAUUAGAGAUUGUAAUAAGGAUUUUAGAUUUUUUUAACACUCAAAAUACCAAAAAGAAAAAAAAUUAGACAAAGAAAUGAAAGACCCAUAAUGCCGGCCAUGUUAGUAAAAAACUAUGUUUCUGAUAAAAAAUAUUAAUGAUGUAAAUUUACUCAAUUUUUAUAUAUACUGGAUUUUAUAUUUACUGGAUUUUUUUCUUGUUAAGAUAAAUUAUUUAAAAAAUUUUAAAAAAUAUUUACGAAACUAUGAGUAGAAUAAUGUGAGCGGAAUAAAGUAUUAUUAAAUCAAUAUUUCGUUGCUUUGGUAACCAACGGCAGUUUCUUAUACUUGAUAAUAUUAAACUAAUACUUUGUACAAUUUGUAUAAUUUUAACAUUUUGUUAAAUUGUUCUUGUUUAAAUUAUGGCUAAAUCUGUAACUACAUAUGAAAAGCCUUUCCCACACAUAAGUUUAGCAGAUUGGUAUGCUAAACAAUGGGAACUUCAACAAAAUGCAUCUUUUAAAAGUGCAGAGGCAUUUGAAUUAAGAAAUGCAGGAAAAAUUAUUUGUUCAGAGACAAUGGUAAAAACAAUAUGGGACACAUACAUGAAUAAUACUCGUCUUGCAGAUAGAAUAACAGAAUUAUCACGUUGGAGAGAAUUAUUUCAAAGUUUAUUAAAUAAAUUAAAUGCAGAAAUAAAGUUCUUACAAGAUGAGAAAAUUGACACAGAGAAAGAAUUAGAAAUCCUAAAUUAUCCAUUACAAUCAAUAGCAGAAUGUAUUUCCAUGAGAGAUUGUCGUAGAGGGACAGAACUUACACACGAUGAAGCUGAUACAGAAUUGAAAAAAGAACUUUGUGUACUUGAAAAUAUUAAAAAAUCAUUAACUGACAGAGUGCAAGCUGCAUGGGAAAAGUUAAAUCGUUUAGGAGAAGUUAGAUUUCAAAUGCAAUUAGAAAUAGAAGAUAAAGAUGAAACUAUUAAAAUAGAGAAAGAAAAUCUUGAUUUAGAUCGAACAUGUGCAAAUAUUAGCUAUAAACCAAAUGCAUUAAGAACUCCAAAAGGUUCGAUUACAUACGAAGCUUGGUUGGAACAUUGUCGUUAUAUUAAAAUGAUAGGUGAUAAUGAAUUAAGUGAUGUAUAUAAUUUCCGAGAAGCUAUGAACGUAAUGCGUGAACGUGCUAGAAAUGAUAUUAAGGCUCAACAAGACGUAACAGAUUUCAGUUUACGAAAAAGAAUUUAUCAGACACAAAAAGCCAGGAAUGAAUUAGAAUGGCAAAAACUUAAAAUCCAAAAAGAAAUGGAAAUUUUACAAAAAGAAAUAGUAAAACUUGAAGACGCACUAAUGCAUAAAAUUGAUUCGAUGAAAUGCGCAGAGACAAGAUUAGAAAAUCGUACUUACCGUCCUGGUUUUGAACUUUGUCGCGACGAAGCUGAAUUAGGUUUGAAAGACGAAGUCGUACACUUGCGACAAACUGAAAAAGAUUUAAUAAAAAUGUUGGAAAAUUCAAAAAGUGCAUAUAAUAAUUUGGAAAGCUUACUUUUGCAAAUUGACAGAAAUAUUGAUGAUAAACAACAUUCUUUAGCGACAGAUGUUAUGUGUUUAGAUAUGAGAGCAAUAUUAAAAACAGGAGAUAGAACACGAUUAUCAAACGAAACAGACCGUAAUAUUGUCCUUACACGUAUGGAAAAAGAGAUACCACUUGAAUUAUAAUAUUUACACAAAUUUAUUAAGAACGUUCAUUAAAUACACAAAAUGUCUUAUUUAUUGUUUAAUGAUGAUUCCAUUAUACACAAUAAACUAAUUGCUUAUAUGCUUAUGCGUCAGUGUUAAUAACAUCUGAUUUGGCUUUAAUUAAACUAAAUUCUGAAAUAAAUGAAUCUGU
Frieseomelitta varia is the source of this 1915-nucleotide messenger RNA. RefSeq names its product tektin-B1. The transcript is spliced from 7 exons. The record is from RefSeq and is a predicted model, not a curated record. Bases 454 to 1743 code for a protein of 429 amino acids. Gene Ontology annotation, cellular component: microtubule cytoskeleton; nucleus. NCBI's taxonomy places the organism in Eukaryota, Metazoa, Arthropoda, Insecta, Hymenoptera, Apidae. Gene Ontology annotation, biological process: cilium assembly; cilium movement involved in cell motility.